This is a messenger RNA of Acanthoscelides obtectus, 1272 nucleotides long. Lineage: Eukaryota; Metazoa; Arthropoda; Insecta; Coleoptera; Chrysomelidae. The record is from the annotation of a GenBank genome assembly.
AUGGUUAUAAAGUGUUCCGUGUCAAAUGUGUGUCUAGAAUCACAUAACCUUGCUUUUGAGUGGUAUUGGGUAUUGGUUAUUGGUGCCUGCCCCACAUUUAUCAAUAUCUUAAACUACAAUAUGUCUCUUUUCGCAACAAGAUGUGUACGUCCUUUCUUUUUCCAUCAUUAUACAUUGGAGACAAGUAGUUUUGUCCAAAUACGAGGAUAUGCUGCGAGAAAGGGCACCAGGGAAAGGAAGAGAAAAGCCAAAGUUAAGUCUGUUGUCGAGAAAGUUGGUUUCAUACCCCACAAUCAAAGAGACAAAGAGAAGUUCUUAGCUAAUCGGAAGCAAAGAAAGGUAGACGAUUCUUGGAAAGGUGAUCCUACCGAUGAUGUGUAUGUAGCAAAGUACUUUAAAUGGAAAGUGUAUCCAUUUGGUGAAGCAGUACAAUGUCACAGGGAGACGCAUCAUCCAGAUAUGUAUAAUCAGCCUAAUGCAAACCUCCAUGUAUCAAUUGAACUUGAUAUGCAGGGUGAGAAAAAGACCAGAUUUUUGGAUAACUUCACAAGGAUAGUUGCGACACCACAUAGGUUUGAUCAUGGAGAAGAAAGAGCAGUGAUAGCUUUUUGUAAGGAUCCAGAUUUGCAACAAAGUGCCGUAGAAGCAGGAGCACAACUAUCUGGUGGCGUGGAACUGAUUAAGCAGAUACAAAAUGGACAAGUUUCACUUCAGGAUUUCAACUUCGUGGUAGCUCAUCCAGAAAUUUUACCAGAGUUAGUCGCAUUAAGAGGACUGAUGAAAAGAAAAUUCCCAAAUCCUAAAGCAGGAACAUUGGAUGUCGAUCUAGCGACUUUAGUGAAAAAGUUUAUGUAUGGUAUCAAUUACACAGCUGUAAAGGAUGAAUAUGAAAAAGAUUUCGGAAUAAUCGAGACUGUCAUUGGGACCUUGAACAUGGAUGCGAAACAUCUAGAGGAGAACUAUGUAGCUUUAAUAAAGGACGUGUACACAAUGAAACCAAGAAGAACAGGGGAGUUCUUUAGAAGGUGUCUAUUAUGGAGUCCGCCAUCACAAGAGAAACUGAAAGUGGACCAUGAAAGUUAUCUUGAUAUACCUAAAAAACAGGAGGUUGAAGAAGAUGAUGACAAAGACAGUAAAGAAGAUAGAAUAGCUCUAUAAUGUCUUCAUUUUAUAGGUAUUUUAAUUAUGAGUAAGAAGUUAUCACUAUAAUCGCUUUUGUAUUUCAAGUAAGCCAUUGUUAUUGGUUUCAUUAAAGUGAUGGUGAUAUUAAAG